CCGGCACGCGGCACCGCGCACGCGCGGCGGCCAUUUCCGACGCGGCGGUGAAGGUUCGGGCGCGGCCGCCGCGCCCGGUUCUUGCCCGCCCGCUGGGCCUCGCCGCCUCCCGCCCGGCCCAGCGGUUGCUUCCGGCCCGCCGCCCGGUGCCGGUUCCCGUGCCCUGUGCUCUCCUGCCGGCGCGCUGCCCUCUGCCCGUGGCGCGUCCUCGGCACCAUGUCUCGAAGAUAUGACUCCAGAACUACCAUAUUUUCUCCGGAAGGUCGCCUGUACCAGGUUGAGUAUGCCAUGGAGGCCAUCGGCCAUGCAGGCACUUGCCUGGGAAUUCUAGCAAACGAUGGAGUUCUGCUGGCAGCAGAGCGGCGCAACAUUCACAAGCUUCUCGAUGAAGUGUUUUUCUCAGAGAAAAUAUACAAGCUUAAUGAGGAUAUGGCGUGCAGCGUUGCAGGAAUAACUUCAGAUGCCAAUGUUCUAACAAAUGAGCUGAGACUGAUUGCACAGAGGUAUUUGUUACAGUAUCAAGAGCCCAUUCCUUGUGAACAACUAGUAACAGCACUGUGUGAUAUCAAGCAGGCUUAUACACAGUUUGGAGGAAAACGUCCUUUUGGUGUUUCAUUGCUCUAUAUUGGCUGGGAUAAGCAUUAUGGAUUUCAGCUGUACCAAAGUGAUCCUAGUGGUAAUUAUGGAGGGUGGAAAGCCACAUGCAUUGGGAAUAAUAGUGCUGCAGCUGUGUCAAUGCUGAAGCAAGACUACAAAGAAGGAGAAAUGACCUUAAAGACUGCCCUGGCAUUGGCCAUUAAGGUUCUAAACAAGACCAUGGAUGUCAGCAAGCUCUCUGCUGAGAAAGUUGAAAUUGCAACACUGACAAGAGAGAACGGAAAGACAGUAAUAAGGGUUCUGAAGCAAAAGGAGGUGGAACAAUUGAUAAAACAACAUGAGGAGGAGGAAGCAAAAGCUGAACGUGAAAAGAAGGAGAAAGAACAAAAAGAGAAGGAUAAAUAGAAUAUGAAAUCAAGUGUUCUCUAGAUAAUAAAGGACCUGCUUCAGCAAAAGAUAAUCUGGAUUUUUGUGCUGUAGAAGCCUACAGCUAUGCCAUGGAGGACCCAGAAGUACUUUUGAUGAACCAGGUCCUUAGUCAUCAUUUAGAUAAUUAGUUUACUGCUCCUUACAUUGACCAAUAAUUGCUUUAAUUCUUGAACACUCUUUCUUUCAUCUUCUAUUUUUUAUUAUGGAAUAAAAUUUAAGAAGAAUA
Messenger RNA from Serinus canaria (Common canary), 1252 nucleotides. RefSeq names its product proteasome 20S subunit alpha 4 (gene PSMA4). Gene Ontology annotation, biological process: ubiquitin-dependent protein catabolic process. Gene Ontology annotation, cellular component: cytosol; nucleus; proteasome core complex, alpha-subunit complex. The transcript is spliced from 9 exons. NCBI's taxonomy places the organism in Eukaryota, Metazoa, Chordata, Aves, Passeriformes, Fringillidae. Bases 217 to 1002 code for a protein of 261 amino acids. The record is from RefSeq and is a predicted model, not a curated record.